AUGGUUAAAGGGAAUACAAAAACAAUUGAUGCACAUUUCAAAAGGAGAAGAACUGACCAAGAAUCAGUCAAUGAAGAUCCUUCAACUCACCCUCCACCCUUGUUUCAGUUGGAGCAGCAAAAUCAGGAAGAACUAGAAGUGCAGAGAAACAAUGAACAAGUUUUAUUCAGAGGUAUUGAAUUCUUGGAGAGAGACCCAGCAAAGCGCCCACAAAUUUGGCAAUAUCCACCUAACCAAAGAGAUGUUGUCAAACGGAGAGCAAUCACCAGGCAUAUUGUCUAUUUUGCUUUGUCUCCAACAAAAGAAAGACCCAACAAGGUGGUUCUGAUGUCUUCACCGUUCAAGGUUUUGGAUCCUGGAAGAAGGGGUCAUGAUGAGACAGAACAGUCAAGGAAUAAAGGGAACUUUCUUGAAUUGAUAAUGCUUCUAGCUGAAUUCAAUCCUGAUAUUGCUGAAGUUGUUUUGAGAAAUGCUCCAUACAACUCGAAGUACACAUCUCCUGACAUUCAGAAGGAGAUUUUGGGUAUUUUUGCUGCUAAAGUUAGAAAACAAAUUCGAGAUGAAAUUGGGGACUCUAAAUUUGCUAUUCUGGUGGAUGAAACAUGUGAUGCUUCAAAGAGAGAGCAAAUGGCAGUGGUUUUCAGAUUUGUUGACAGCAAUGACAUUUUGCAAGAGCGGUUCUUUGAUUUGAUACAUGUCACGAACACCAAAGCUGCAACACUUAAAGAAAACUUAUGUUCUAUGUUAUCUAACCACUCUUUUGAUAUUCAGAACCUUUGUGGUCAAGGAUACGACGGGGCUAGUAAUAUGAAAAGGGAACUAAAUGGAUUGCAAGCUCUUUUUAUGAGAGAAUGUCCUUAUGCAUAUUAUGUUCACUGCUAUGCACAUCGCUUGCAACUUGCACUAGUUGAUGCAGCCAAGGAUGUUGUUCCGGUUACACAAUUUUUUCAGAAGCUGAAUUUUAUUGUUACCACUGUUGACUCCUCUUCAAAGCGCCAUGAUGAACUGCAUGAAGCUCAAAUGGUUGAAAUGGCACGCAGAUUAGCUAUCGAUGAUCACGAAACUGGUCAGGGGGCAAAUCAGAUCUGCGCACUGAAACAACCAGGAGACACUAGGUGGGGUUCCCAUUUUGGAUCGAUUUUGAGUCUUAUGCAUUUGUUCAAUGCAGUAAGUUCUGUCCUCCAAAAUUUAGCUGCUGAUUCUUCAGCCGGUGCAAACCGUGCUGAUGGUGAUACUUCCUUCAACUAUUUGACCUCUUUUGAAUUUAUAUUCAUCAUGUGCAUGAUGAAAGAAAUAAUGGAGAUAACUGAUGACCUCAAUCGAGCUCUACAAAAGAAAUCUCAAGACCUAGUAAAUGCUGUCCGUUUAGUGCAUUCAACAAAAGUACUUCUUGGCCAACUAAGAUCAGAUGAUGGUUGGGAGGAUUUUUUUAUCAGAGUUACAGAAUUCUGUGUGAACCAUGGCAUUGAUAUUCCAGACAUGCAGGAAACCUACAUUAUGCGUGGUGGUCGUGCUCGUCGCCAGGCUGACCAUUUUACAAAGGAGUUAUAA
Molecule: messenger RNA, 1551 nt
Organism: Panicum virgatum (switchgrass)
Lineage: Eukaryota; Viridiplantae; Streptophyta; Magnoliopsida; Poales; Poaceae
Product: zinc finger MYM-type protein 1-like
Exons: 3
Coding region: 1-1551 (516 amino acids)
Source: RefSeq, a predicted model, not a curated record